Messenger RNA from Eucalyptus grandis, 3566 nucleotides. RefSeq names its product protein NLP2. The record is from RefSeq and is a predicted model, not a curated record. Lineage: Eukaryota; Viridiplantae; Streptophyta; Magnoliopsida; Myrtales; Myrtaceae. Gene Ontology annotation, molecular function: protein binding; DNA-binding transcription factor activity.
CACCGCACCCGGUCGGAACCGAAUUUACCUGGAAAUCAACUUCACAUGACCGAAAGAAGAAAGAAAAAACGUGAACGGCUGUAGCCCUUGGCACGAGGGGGAAAAAGAGAGCUGUCGUUAGAAACCCUCUCUCUCUCUCUCUCUCUCUCACACGGAGGAAGGGUACACUUCAAACAAUCGAAAGCAGAAGAAUCUGACGAGGCCGUGUGUUUGUUUGGUGGGUCAAGAAGUCUGGGAUAUUCCAUGGCGAUGGAAGAUGUCAUGACGUCAUAUUCCAACACUUUCUGAGGGGAGUAAUAGCUCUUCUUCUCUUUCUUGCGUGUUCGCGGUUCUCUUCUGGUGACGAAAGCCCUUUGGUCUGAGACUCUCUGACUUAGCAUCUGCGGGUGAAGUGUUGCCUCUGAGUUAAGAUUUGUCUUGCUGGUGGGAAUUGAGAUUCUUUUGGGUGGGUGGAUUGAGAAUCGGGAUUCGGGGCUAAAUCCUCGGUGGAAGAUCAUUCUCCAUCUCGACUGUAGUUUUCUUUCUUGGAUCAUAAUCGCGCCUGUGACGAUUUGAGUGUCUACUUGACUCAAGGGACAAGCUCCGAUGGAAGAUGGUCCCCCCACUCCCAAGUCUCCCUUUGAGAACAUUUCUGAUGAUAAAAUGGACUUGGAUUUAUUAGAUGACUUCUUUCUUGAUGGUUGCUGGGUAGAAACAGCUGCUGCCUUCAGCCUCUUCCCACAGAGUCCGACUUUUGCUGCUCCAAAUGAAGCCCCGGACCAUUCGCUCUCAGAGGAGACUCUUACUGGGAUUCCAACUACUGACUCAUAUCAGAAUGCAUUUCAAGAAGAAACUAGAGGAAAUACUGCGCCAGGAAUUCCACCUUCGGCUGAUCCCCAAACUAGUGAACUCGCAGAAUCUCGGAUUCAAGAUGUGAAUUCUGUUGGAAACGCCACAUCUCUGGGCCAAGUUGAAGGCACCGAAGUGAGUCAAAGUCUCUGGGUUGCGCCAAAGAGCAGUCUGGGUUUAUCUUCAUCUAUAAAGCUGAGAUUAAUGCAGGCUAUUAGUCACUUGAGCGAAUCCAGCAAAGGCAAAGAUAUGCUUAUCCAGAUAUGGGUGCCAGUUGGGAGAGAAGGCAGGAAGGUGCUUACUACAGAUGACCAGCCCUUUUCUCUCGGUCUCAGCUCAAGAAGCCUUCAGAGAUACAGAAGUGUGUCUAAAUCCUACCAAUUCCAAGCUGAUGAUGGUUCGAAAGACCACCUUGGAUUGCCAGGCCGUGCUUUCCUGGGGAAGCUUCCUGAGUGGACUCCUGAUGUCCGUUUAUUCAGUACUGAAGAAUACCCACGCAUUAAUUAUGCGCGGCAGUACGAUGUUCGUGGGUCUCUUGCGGUUCCCGUCUUUGAACGUGGGAGCGGGACAUGCCUGGGUGUUGUUGAGAUUGUGACCACAUCUCAAAAGAUCAAUUGCCGUUCUGAUCUGGAGAAUGUUUGUAAAGCUUUGGAGGCUGUUGAUCUUAGAAGUACCCAAAGCUUCAACCCCUCUAUUGUGAAGGUUGAUGUGUUGUAUGAAGCAGUAAUACCACGAAUUCUAGAGGCUUUGAAGUCUGUGAGCAAGACAUACAAUUUACCACUAGCCUUGACUUGGGCCUCCUGCAUCAAACAAGGCAAGGAAGGAUGCCGGCAUUCAGACGAGAAUUAUUCUCUCUGCCUCUCCACCAUGGACUCCGCUUGCUUGGUUGUGGAUCUCGAAAUGCGUGGGUUUCAUGAGGCAUGUUCUGAGCAUCACCUUCUAAAGGGCCAAGGAAUUGUUGGAAAAGCAUUCACAACAGAUAAACCCUCUUUCUCAAAUGACGUAACUGCCAUUUCCCACACCGAGUAUCCACUCUCCCACCAUGCUAGACUGUUCAGGUUACAAUCUGCCUUGGCUAUUCCUGUGAUAAACAUUUACACGGGAUUGGCUGAAUUUGUACUGGAGCUUUUCUUGCCAAAGGAUUGUGGAGACAUGGAGGAGGGAAAGCGGAUGCUGAACUUUCUGUGUGCUGACAUACAUCAAGCAUUUCAGAAUUCUCAGUUUUUUACUGAGAAAGAUUUAAGUGGGCCAAUUGUUUUGCCUUUUAAAGAGACAGAAAUUGCCACUGAGAAGAAACUUCAGAAGAAAGAAACUGAGGUAGCAUCCUCUUCAAGGAAACAAACCUCUUCGGAUGAGUCAUCCUGGAUGGCUCACAUGGUGGAGACUCAGACGAAGGGCAAUGGAGUCUCAAUUUCGUCAACUUAUGACAUGGGAACCAAAGAACCAUUCAACAUAACAACGCAACAUCAGGAGUUUUGGCACCUUCAGCAGGAUUCUGAGAACAUCACUGGUGUUGAGGGCAGGAGCAAUUCUUUAUCUUUGAGUCAACACUCAAGAGGUAGUGGAAAAGAUGGCCAGAAGAGACAAACUAAGAUGGAGAAGACAAUUACUGUGGAUGUCCUCCGACAAUACUUUGCUGGAAGCCUCAAAGAUGCUGCAAAAGAACUAGGAGUGUGUCCAACGACUCUCAAAAGGAUAUGCCGGCAGCAUGGAAUAGCCCGGUGGCCUUCACGAAAGAUCAAGAAGGUAAAUCAUUCCUUAAAGAAACUCCAGCAUGUGAUUGACUCGGUCCAAGGAGCCAAGGGUACUAUCAAGCUUGGGUCCUUUUAUGAAAGCUUCCCUGAACUAAGUACAGAGAUCUCCGGAGAAGGACCCAGCUCAUCAAAGCAGAGUGAUCCUCCGAAAAAAACAGAUCACCAGCCUGAUAUUAAUAUAGAUAAUUCUGCGGCCACCAUUUCGAAAUCUCCAUCUGCAUCAUGUAGUCAGUGCUCCACUUCAACCACUUCUGGCUCCAACGAAGCAAAUGUGCAUUCUACCACCAUCCUAGCCUCAAGCGGCAGAAAUGAUCAGAUAAUUGAAGCCCUUUUGAAUUACUAAAGAGGUCGCAGUCAUGCAGAAUUACAUGAACCCCAGAUUCUCGCGAGAUCCCAUAGCCACAUGUCAUUUGACCAGCAUCCCUUACCAAACAUUCAGGGGCAUCAUCUUCAGGAUGGACUAAUUUUCAGAGUGAAAGCCAUGUUUGGGGAAGAAAAAAUCCGGUUGGUCUUGCAACCAACAUGGGGUUUCGCAGAUCUGCGACAAGAGAUUGCAAAGCGUUUCAGCAUAGAUGAUGUUGGUGGAAUCGACCUAAAAUAUUUGGAUGAUGAUGGGGAAUGGGUUCUUUUGACAUGUGAUGCUGACCUUGAAGAGUGCAUGGAUGUGUAUAGAACAUCCCAAGGCCACACCAUCCGUAUGUCCGUCCAUCCGGCUUCACAUCCACAUAGAAAUUCGCUGGGAAGCAGCGGGCACAAGAUAAGCGUUUUCUAUGAGCCAAGCGUUCCAUGUAUUUCUUUGGUAGGAUUGCAUUGAUUUUCUAAGGUCUGGGCAGACCAGUCAAUGUACAGUGGAAACAGACGGAACGAUCAUAAAAACAAGUAUUUGUCUCUUCCCCAUGGUGACUGGUACAGCAGCAAUGAGACUCAACUUUGUAAAUCAAAAAUGAUGUUAGUUGUUGAGAAUAUUGAGUAUUAAGGGUAAAA